Cotesia glomerata is the source of this 2232-nucleotide messenger RNA. RefSeq lists its product as uncharacterized. NCBI's taxonomy places the organism in Eukaryota, Metazoa, Arthropoda, Insecta, Hymenoptera, Braconidae. The record is from RefSeq and is a predicted model, not a curated record. The transcript is spliced from 8 exons. Bases 211 to 1251 code for a protein of 346 amino acids.
ACAAAAAUUUUUUAGUGUCGGCUAACUUAAUUUUCAUAAUACCGAUACCUAUUUCUGUCGCUAGAGCGGCAUGGUGAUCACCUAGAUCCUAGUGACGUCACAGAAAACCCUUGAGCAUUGUAUAUUUAUAAACAUACAUGUGGAUAAAUAUUUUUUAGCGAUGUUCAUCGUUUUUACGUUUUUUAAGAAAUAAAAUAAGUAUUUCUAAAAAUGGUGAAAAAGUGUGUGAUAAAAAAUUGUCUUAGUGGCUCUUCAGCUGAAAGAAAAUUAAAAUCGCAGUUAAAUCAACGACAAACAGCUUUAUUCCAAGUACCAAAAGACCCCGAAAUGUUGCAACUAUGGAGCUCAGCAAUAUCUCAACAACUUUGUCACAAAAAUUUUAUCUGUGAGUUGCAUUUUAACAGUAACGAUAUUCUUAAAAAUUACGAAAAAAUAAACUUACGAAAUGGUGAAGUUUUUGAACUUCCAAGGUCUAGAUUUGAUUUGAAAAUGGGUGCAGUUCCAAUACUGACCGAUGUGACAAAUAAUGACACAACUUCAUCAAAUGAUUAUUUUCGUACCAGCCAUCAUUGUACUGAUAAUGAUGAUUUGCAUACAACAAAAAAUGUAAGCGAUUUAUCCAAUGAGUUACAGCAACAAUUUGCUAGCUCUGCAUUGGACGAUGAAAUUAUUAAUAAUGCUCACUGUACAGAAAAUUUGAGUGAAGAAUUCGAAGAACAAAUGUCAGUUGCAGAUAAUUUUAUAUUGCCAUGUCAUAACAAUUCUGCUCCAUUUUCACUAAAUGAGAUAUUACAACUUAUAAAAGACCGGGGAGUACCCCAAAAUUGGUGUUGGCCUAAACAAUUGGAAACAAAGCCACAUGUGAUUUUAUAUUACAUUGACAAUUUUUUGGAGAAACUAAAAUUAUCAAUUAAAAUUGGUUAUGAUUUGACAGUCCAGAUAACUAUCUUGGAAACGGGAGUUGCUAUUAAUUAUAAUUAUUCAAUAACAUCGCCGACAUCGUUUUGGAAUAUGCUACGAGAAAUAGAAACUUGUCAGUUCUGUAGUGGCGCUGGACUUAACGGAAGAUGCUCAACCGCAUGUGAAGGUAUUUUACAAUCCGAUAAAAAAUAUAAACGAUUUAAAAGAGAAAUUAGAUGUUUAGGUUGUCGCAAGUUACGAAAGAGAUUAUUAAUAUUAGCAAAGAAAAAGAAAGAAGAUUUAAAUAGUCGUUAUAUCACGAUUAAACGUAAACUUCAUGCAAAACAAUAACAUUUACGUCGUCUACAUUUAAAGAGCCAGCAGUUGAUAAAUAUUACCACUACCUUUCAAGGAUACAUUAAAUCGUUAUAUUAAUAAACUAGACAGUGCAUUUGGUUUUCCCCAAGCAAUAUUUGAUACUCUUCGUUUGAAAGCAUCGCGAAUGGAAAAUUGGGCCCAUUAUUAUAUAUUUACAAAAUCAGCAAAAAGCUAAAUCUACAGCUUCAUUAACAUUAAGCAACACUAACGUUAUGUUUAAAUAAAUAGAAAAAAAAAUCCAUUGGUACUUUAUUAAUUGAUGAAAUUUCUUUAAGUGAAUCAGUAAAAUUAAAUACGAAAACAAUGGAGUUCAAUGGCUUUGUCAAUUUAGGUGAUUACACUCCUCAACAUUUAAUAAAUGAAAGAGCUGAUCAUGCAUUAGUUUUCAUGUAUCAACUUUUCCAUGGCUCAUGGGUACAAGUUCUGGGAUACUUUUUGAGUAAAACUGCAAUCACGAAAGAUAUUUUACAUAAACUAAUUACCGAUUGCAUCAUUCAUCGAUCGUAUAAUACGUCUAGGCAACUAUGGUUUAUGUCUGACUUUCCUCACUUAUUAAAAUGCUAUCGUACCAACAUCCUUAAAAAGCCAUCGUUUUGGACUCCAGAUGGAAUAGUCAAAAAAAGUCAUUGGGAGGCUUUAUUGCAACAUGAGCUUCAAUUUAGAUCCAACCUGAAAGUAUCCUAUAAAUUAACGUCGCAACAUUUAAACCCAGUAGGGUAUCAGAAAAUGAAUGUUCGUUUAGAUGAAGAUGUAUAAUAGGUUUAAAAGAUUGAAUUUUUUUAUUAAUAUUUUUCAAAAGCUUUUUAUCUUAACAACAUGAAGUUUUCGAGCAAGUCAAUCAUAAUAUCAAGUAUUUAUUAUUUAUACGAAUAUAUUCACCGUUUUAUUAGAAACAAAUUUUAUGGAUAUAAAAGUUUUAUAAAUCGUAAAUAAAUAUUUUCACAGAUAAUUUAA